AUGACACCGUUUCGGCCUCGCUUUCUCGUUCUUGUUGGAGCGUUGGUUCUCUUGCUGCACACUGUGUGUACCAUUAUCGAGGAGACUGACUCAAUCCUGCAGCUGGCACCCUAUAAAUACCAGCAUUGGCAAGACUUGAACGACUUUCAGCAAGAUGCUUCUGUCAAGCCACAAGGCCGACGGCUGCAGAGAGCUACUGGUACUAGUAGAGCGACUCGCAGUCGCAGUACUGGUAGCAAGCUCACAGAAAAGAGCAAGGAGAAGAAGGGGGAAGACUCAGAUGACUCUGACAGUACAAGCAGCAGUAGCUCUGAUGAGGAUUCCUAUGAUGAUACCAGUGGUACUAGUACCAGUACCAGAAAUAAGAUUGCCAUUUACAUGACAACCAGUGCAAGUUCUCCCAAGCAACGUGGCUUUCUACUAGACUGCUGGCCAACUGCCUUGCAACGAUUUCCAUCCUUACUGUCCCAGGCAGACCUCAUUGUGUACACAAGUAGUCAGUCUGCAGAAGAUGAUCAGCUCUUUACUCAAUUGGGAUUUCCCAAAGUGACAUUUCACAGAUUCCAGGAGAGACACUACAGUACACUCACACAACAACCCAUUGAUUCCAAACAGGAUGGAGCCAUUCGAGCCAUGGUGGACCCAUUUUUACCCCAAGACAACUGGUUUCACCAAUAUGACUGGAUUAUACGCAUGAAUCCUGAUGUCCUCAUUCGCAAUGAUACCUGGUUACUUCAAACCAUGCACAACCAGUCCAUUGAUGCCAUUCUCGGUCACUGGACUCAUUAUAAUACCCACUACAACAACAAUGAUCCACACAACAACAACAACACCAAUGGCAACAAUGACACCACCAUGCUAUUGACUGAUUUUCAUGCCUUUCGUCCCAGGGCUGUCAAUCACACGGCACUUUUCAAUCAAUAUCAGCAACAAGAGUUACACCAUCAACUCCAUGCUGAAAGCCAUCUCUAUGCAGGAUUUUCCCACCUCCAACACCAGGGAAGAAUUGCCUGGAUACCCCAUAUUGAAUUCCCUGGCAUGGAAGCCCGUAUUGGAGGUGAACACUGUGACAUCAUUCAUGAUCAUCAUCUACAAAGACUCUGUCCCAAUUACAUGGAUUAUCACUUGCACUACCGAGGCAACUUUCAUUACUCACAACAAGAAAUUGAUGUCAGUCCCCAUUUACAACUGAAAAAGGAGGAGAUUGCUGCGGGAGAAACAAAGAUGUAG
Molecule: messenger RNA, 1230 nt
Organism: Seminavis robusta
Lineage: Eukaryota; Bacillariophyta; Bacillariophyceae; Naviculales; Naviculaceae
Source: the annotation of a GenBank genome assembly